Sungouiella intermedia is the source of this 1614-nucleotide messenger RNA. The record is from the annotation of a GenBank genome assembly. Lineage: Eukaryota; Fungi; Ascomycota; Pichiomycetes; Serinales; Metschnikowiaceae.
AUGACUGCUGAAAAUUCCAUUGUUCCUCCUAAGGACGAAGAGGAGUUGGCUCUAGAAAAACUCGUUUUUGGAGACGUGGCCGGGUUUGAGGCCAACUUGCGAAAAAUCGAGAACCUCUAUGAAUAUUCCGAUGAAGAUGAUGGAAUGCAUUCUGACUUUGAAAACGGGUCGUCUGUCACUGGAAGCGAUGUUGAAAAUGAAGACGAGGAUCUCUUUUUUAUCGAUGAUGGUGGAGAUGCCUCUGUGGCACAUGUCCCUUCUACUACAGACGAUAUGGACAUUGACAAUGAAACUGAGGAAGAAGAGGCUGCAUGGAUCGACAGUGACGACGACAAGAACACCGUAUCGAUUCUCUCCAAUAAGUUGAAACAGUAUCGUCAAGCUCCUGAAGAACAGACGGUUUCUGGCGCUGCGUAUGUGACUAGAUUGCGAAGCCAGUUUGAGAAAAUCUACCCCAGACCAGAAUGGGUUGUCACUUUUGGAGAAGAGAAGAAGGGUAACGAGAAAGAAGUGGAAGACUAUACCGAGGAGGCCGAAGAAGACUCUUCAGUGGGUAUUAAUACGACAGAGUUGACGUCGAUCUUAAAUUCCACGAAUAACUAUAUUAAGACCACUACCAAACUACUUCCUCCUACCAAAUUGGAUAUUAUGAGACUCAAAGACGCCAACAUCGUCCGUCGCUCCCGAGGAGCAGUUCAUGGCUUGUGUUUCCACCCUCUGCAUCCACUCUUGAUCUCCGGAGGUACGGAUAGAACCCUCAGAGUGUACCACAUCGAUGGCCGCAUAAACAAGUUUGUUUCGCUGGUUCAUUUCCGUGAUCUGCCUAUCCGCACCGUUCAGUUUGCUCCUGGCUCUAACUUGGUGUAUGCUGCUGGCCAUAGAAAGUACAUGAACAGAUGGAACAUUUUCAGUGGAGAAAUCGACAAGAUCCUGAGAAUGUAUGGACAAGAGAAGUUCCAGAAGUCAUACGAGUACUUCAAGAUAAGCCCUAAUGGUACAUACGUUGCAUUGCUAGGAAGUUCUGGCUGGGUCAACUUAGUGAAUGGUCAAACUGGCCAGUUCGUCAGAGGAUAUAGAGUAGAUGGUGAUGCCGUGGACUUUGAGUUCACUAAGGACGAAAAGAUGCUUAUGGUGGCCAAUCGUGCCGGAGACAUGUGGGAAUUUCAAGUAGAUUCCUCUUCCACAAAGAUCCUUCGUCGUUGGGCAGAUUUGGAUGCAGUUGCUGUUACUGCCAUCAGAUUUGGUGGACCAGGAGACCGCUGGUUGGCUGUGGGCACUGAAAGUGGUGUUGUUCAUCUUUAUGACCGUUCAACUUUUGCCACGGUUGCUGCUGGUGCAAACCCAAAGCCUUUCAGGGAGGUUGGCAAUUUGGUGACACCUAUCUCACAUUUGGCAUUCUCGCCAGACGGACAAAUUUUGUGCAUUUCUUCCAAACAUAAAAAGGAUGCAUUAAAGAUGGUGCAUUUGCCUCUGGGUACUGUUUUCGCCAACUGGCCUACUAGUGGAACGCCACUUGGAAGAGUGACGGUGACUGAAUUUUCCCCUAAUGGUCAGAUGGUUGCCAUUGGUAACGAUGUGGGAAAGAUCACGUUGUGGAGGUUGAACCAUUACUAG